Erigeron canadensis is the source of this 1225-nucleotide messenger RNA. RefSeq names its product nudix hydrolase 15, mitochondrial-like. The record is from RefSeq and is a predicted model, not a curated record. Bases 1 to 873 code for a protein of 290 amino acids. The transcript is spliced from 4 exons. Gene Ontology annotation, biological process: coenzyme A catabolic process. NCBI's taxonomy places the organism in Eukaryota, Viridiplantae, Streptophyta, Magnoliopsida, Asterales, Asteraceae. Gene Ontology annotation, molecular function: acetyl-CoA hydrolase activity; coenzyme A diphosphatase activity.
AUGUUACUGAGAAAGUUAUCAUCAUCAUCAUCAUCAUCGAUAAUAUCAUCUCGUGGUGUGUCAAUUUCAACAAUAAUAACAUCAUCCAUUUCUAAAUUCAACAACAAUAACAACAACGUGGCUUCAGUCAAUAGCCAUGGAAGGUUAGCCCAACAACAGCUCCGUCUAUACAAACCAACUCCAACCAUUGAUGAUGGUGAUAUCACUACAACCAAUCAAGUGGGUUUUCAAGAAUCUGCAAAUAAUCAAGAAAACAUAACACCCACCACUAUCAGUAAUAAUAACAACAGAGCGGCUGUUUUAAUUUGCCUUUUUCAACAAGAACAUAGUGAUGGGCUUCGUGUGAUUCUUACUAAAAGGUCUUCUGGUUUAUCAACCCAUUCAGGUGAAGUUUCAUUACCUGGUGGAAAAACAGAAGAAGGUGAUGUAGAUGAUGCUGCCACCGCAAUAAGGGAAGCACAGGAAGAGAUAGGGCUCAAUCCAUCACUUGUAAAUGUUGUGGCAGUUCUUAAACCAUUCUUGACAAAGCACCUUCUCACAGUAAUUCCAGUUAUUGGCAUACUUUCUGAUAGAAGUGCGUUUAAUCCAACUCCCAACAUUACUGAAGUAGAGGACGUAUUUGAUGCUCCAUUAGAAAUGUUUCUCAAGGAUGAAAAUCGAAGAUCUGAGGAAAUAGAGUGGCUGGGGAGUAAGAUCCUUAUUCAUUACUUUGACUAUGAAGUGGGUGGUAAGAAGUUCAUGAUAUGGGGUCUUACUGCUGGAAUUUUGAUUCGAGCUGCAGCAAUUGUAUACAAAAGGUCACCUGCUUUCCUUGAGCAGAUACCCAACUUCAAGCUUCCUAAAGUGUUAAGCAAGGACAAUAAAUUGCCUUGAAACUUCAUCUGCAACCUCUUUAAUCUCACUCUUCGUAAUAUCAUCAACUUUAUCGUUCUCUACGCUAGUCUGAUGGUCCUAAGUCCUAACACUAGUAUGUACUCCCCAAGGUCUCGAGAUCAUGAUGGGGACGACGGUGGUUUGGCAAUGACAAUGGAUGAAGUUAACCGUACAUAUACAUAUUCAUAUCCAUUUAAUAUUCAGGUCAUCCAUAUUCAUCGAUGAAUGGAUAUUCUUUAGAUAUAUUAUGUAAGAAGAUUUCACCUAGACAAUGCAAGACUUGGAUGAAAAGAAACAUUGUUUUGCUUAUGCGAUGAGUAAUAGAUUAAAACACAAAGAAAAUUUCAUGUUA